Molecule: messenger RNA, 414 nt
Organism: Nezara viridula (southern green stink bug)
Lineage: Eukaryota; Metazoa; Arthropoda; Insecta; Hemiptera; Pentatomidae
Source: the annotation of a GenBank genome assembly
AUGUCGCCCCUCCACCCGGUACCACCGCGCCCUCACCCCACCCUACACCAUACAAAGCAGCAUCACCGUAUUCAUUACCCCCCCCCACCCCACCCCACACCUUCAAUCAGCCCACCCCCACCCCACCCACCCCAUCACCACCCCUCCCCAACACCCAGCACCUCUACUCCACCUCACCCACCCACGCCCAAGGCCCCCCCCCAGCCCCACCACACCCACCCAUCCAUCCCAACCACCCCCCCAUACCACAACCCCACCCCCCCACCACCAACACCACACCCCCUUCACAAUUCCCAAUCACACAUAUGGAACCCUUGUUACUUCGCGGAAAAUUGCAAUCCAGAAGCUUCUAGAGUUUUCGUGCAACAGUCGAAACGUGCGUCAUCUUUUCGACUAAUUCCAACUUGGCAGUGA